Messenger RNA from Spea bombifrons (plains spadefoot toad), 4619 nucleotides. RefSeq names its product SH3 domain and tetratricopeptide repeats 2 (gene SH3TC2). Lineage: Eukaryota; Metazoa; Chordata; Amphibia; Anura; Pelobatidae. Gene Ontology annotation, cellular component: recycling endosome. The record is from RefSeq and is a predicted model, not a curated record. The coding region runs from base 16 to 4149 and encodes 1377 amino acids. Gene Ontology annotation, biological process: regulation of intracellular protein transport; regulation of ERBB signaling pathway. The transcript has 18 exons. Gene Ontology annotation, molecular function: protein binding.
UAAACUUUGGUACACAUGGAAGGUCUGAGAUCUAGAUCCAAGAGCUUGGUAUACAAGAUAUCAAGGAAUGACAAACAUCCAAGUGGCAAGUUAUUUUGGUCAAGUAUCUAUCAUUCACAAAAGGACAGAAUUCUGAAAUCAAGAGAGAAUCAGAAUGGCUGCUUUUGGAAAAAUCUACAAGGACGCUCUUCAGAAACAGUGUCUUCUAUAGGUAAAGGAGCAGCAGAAAGGGCAGACCUGGGAUUACUGGCCAGCUGGUCUCACUGGCAAGGCUACAAUACAAACCGCAAAGAAAGAUGUCUGGAAGUGUCGACAAUGGCAUCAGAUGACCCGGAGGAUUCAGAGCUUGUCUCUGUGGCUGAGGAGACCCCACUGGGGAAGGACUCUGUCUCCCUGGCAGUGGGAGAAGGAUUUACCGCUGAAAUCUCCCUGUCCUUCUCCAUCCUGCGACGCUCCACCCAGGGCCCUAACGUCCAGCUGCAGGAGGUGGCAAGAAAAACUCUGUGGGCCCUGGAAAAUGACAACAAGGAAAUGCACAUGCUAUUUAAGGAGCUGUCCGCCAGGCUAGUAUCUGUCCAGGCCCAGAAAGAUGUCUUUAUGAUCACCUUUAAGACUAUAGAAGAGAUCUGGAAGUUCACAACUUAUCUCUCACUAGGCUUUGUGGCGUGCAGCUUGGAACACCUGCUGUUUGAUGAGAGAUACUGGCUGAACUCAGCUCUGGUAGAAGAUACAGAAAUUCAAGUCUCCGUUAACCAAGAUGAGCUGGCAACUCUCUACCUAGGACUAUUGUUGCAAGAAGGAAACUUCUAUGCUAGAGCUGUAGUACAGGAUGGCGGACCAAGAGUGGAUGACGGUGAGGAGUCAGAAUUUCUGUCUGUCUCUCUCAAUGAUGUGGUGCAUCUAAGGGAUAUUGGUGAGGAGUCUUCAUGGGAGGGUCAGUCCUUAAGCACAGGAGACCGUGGUUUGAUGCGCAUUAUCUCCGUAGAGCCAUUGCCUCAUCCCUUCUACCAAUGGUUUCUUAAAACAUACCCAACAUCCUGUUAUAUUAUGGAGCAGAGCUGCAGAAACAUCACAUCCCAGACAAUUGGGGAGGGUCUGUGCACAGCCAGAGAGAACCACACAGCGACAGGAUGCGAUGAGCUCAGCUACGCUAGAGGGGACAGCAUUGAGGUUGUUGGAUUCUAUGUACCUGGACUGAAGUGGUUUGUGGGCAGGAGCCCUUCCAAUGGAGCCACAGGGUUUGUCCAAACAAAGCAUGUGGACCCAAGCUGCUUGAAAGCUUUAGGUAAAGACUUGCUUUUCUUAAGUGAGGAAGAAAGAUCUUCACUCAACUUUCUGGAUGAAGACAGUCAGCAGAGUUGUGUGCAGCUAUUGAGUGAACUUGCUCAGAGUGAUAUCAGUUCAGUGUACCGACUAGAUGGCUUGGAUCCAUCGGACACAUAUCACAAAGCAUCUUCUGAUAUAAGGAAAGACUUUGGUGAAAGCAACAUGUCUGACAGCCUAGAUGAGUGUGAAGGCAUAAGCAGUUCAUCUAAAUGCAGUGCCUCUGAGAAAUCAAGCCCUGAGUCGGAGUGGAAAUGUGGAGUUGAGAGCUUCAUAGUGUUGAGUCAAGAAGAAAUUGAUGAUCCAAAAUUCUUUGUUGACUUAAAUGCUGGGGAGAUGGAGGAUUCUGAAGUCUUUGACCCAGUCUUAACAUUCCUAAAUAAGCAGGGUUACCAACCUUACUACCAGCCCUUGUAUGAUCUCUCUAUGUCUUUCCUCAAAUACACAUUUUAUGGAUUCUCAGAAGAGGAGGAUCUUGUAUUCUACCUGGAAACCUCUAGAAAUUGGGCUAAGAAAUUGCACAUGUCUUGGGCUCAUGUUCGUUGCUGCUUUCUUCUUGGACGGAUUUGUGCCAAAAGAAUGAAACUUUCCCAAGCAAGGGUUUAUUUUGAAGAAGCACUAAGUGCCAUAAGUCAUGGAUUUCUUGACCUGCAUCUUUUGGCUGCCUUGUAUGAUAACCUCUCUGCAAUUUACUUGAAGCAAAAUCUGAGAUCCAAGCAGGAGCUAUUGCUAGAGAAGGCUGCUAGUCUACUGAUAUGUUUGCAUCAACAUAAUUUUAGCUCUGAACAUGAACUUGAGGUGCUAAAAUAUCUCAUGAAGAAAGCCAUCAUUGUUAACAAUACCUCAUUUGAAUCCCGAGUUUGCUUUCUAAUAUUUAGACUCCUCCAUCAGUUAGGCCGAUAUGAUGAGGCCUUGCCUUUUGUGGAGCGCCUACAGUUUCUUUUCAUCGCCGCCUGCUCCCAGACAGUUUGUUCUUCUAUGGGUGUAAUUCCCAUAUUAAGUUACUUGUAUGAUAAAAAAUAUCUUCCUCAUGUUGCUUUGGCUUCAGCUCGAUUGUGUAAGUCAAUUGGCGUGAAAAUUAUGCCUUCCCCAAUGUGGAGAGUGGGGGUUGUUAUGCAAAACAUAUCCAGGAUUACAGGCUGUCCCCUAAGCAGUAGUAACAUUUCUGCACAAUCUGCUCCUUACCUUAAACAUGCCCUUUCUUGUUCUUAUGAGAGUGGAGAUGUGAAAGCCCAGAGAACCUUAUGCCUUAUUCUUUCCAAAUUAUACCUCCAGCACAGUCUACUGCAUCGUGCCACUACUUAUUCCAAAAGGGCUGUUGAACUUGGUAGAUGGAGCAGUGAAGAUGAAGCUUUUGAGGCUUCUCUCUUUUUGGGAUGGAUGUAUACACUAAAUGGAGAAUUUGGACAGGCAUGUCAAAUUCUAGAACCUCUGUUAGAAUCUAUGCAGGAAACAGAUAGUACUACCCAGUGCGGUGUUGUCCAUAACCUCCUAGCAAAUGCACAAAAGAUGGACAACAAGGUUGUUGAAUCGUCAAGAGGAUACUCCCAAGCACUUAAAAUGGCUACUGAAAUGGGCAACAGAAGGAACCAAGCCAUAGCCCUUGCCAACUUUGGGAGACUGUCUGUGUUCUGCAAAGCUGUUAACAUGGCAGAGAGAUACUUUCUUAAGUCCAUCCAGUUGUACAUGGAUUUGCAGGGAAGUGAUGAAGCAGAGCGGGAGCUAGUACAAGUUCUGCAUUGGCUGGGGCAAAUUCUGACUGAACAGAAGAAGCUUGAAAACGGCAAACUGUGCUAUGAAUUGGCUUUGGUGUAUGCCUUGAAGGUGAACAAUUUGAAAAGUCAGCUGAAAAUAACAAAAGAGUUGUGCAACUUCUACAACAAUGUGUCCCCUGCUACUGGGGCCCAUAUAGCCUACUGUGAACAUUUGGUCCACCUAGUGCAGCUACUGAAGGAUAGAAAAAAGGAAGAGGAACUACUGGGAACCUUAAGUCAGUUGUACCAAUCUCUAAACACAGCAAGGUCUCUACGGAAAGCUUUGGAUUACACCAAGCAAAGUUUGAGGAUCGCUAUUGAUCUUGGCCUGCAUGAUAGAGCAGCUGAGAGUUGGCUUCAGGCUGGGAGACUGUACUAUCUUCUGAAAGAAGAGGAGCUGGUGGAGAUUUAUUUACAUGCCGGCAUCCAGGCAUCCCAGAAGUCUGAUGAUUUGGCCAAUACAAUGCAUCUGUACGAAGCUGCCGGGGAUAUAUUUUUUCAUGGAAUUCGGAUGAGAGAGAGCGCAUUACCUUUUUAUAAGGAGGGUGCCCUCCCAUUAGCAAAGAAGCUUGAGGACAUCCAAGCACAGCUUCGUCUCUUCCACAAACUCACUCAGCUUCUUGUAAGUUAUGGAAAUUCUAAGGCUUCGCUGGAAUAUGCUGCCAUGGCUGUCCGGCUCAGCCCACUUGUGGGUGAGCCUCUCCAUGAACUGGUUGCCUUCCAUCGGUUAGCAGGGGUGUACCAUUCCAUGCAAAUUUACGAGGUGUCCGAGUACUGCUACUUGAAGGCCCUGUCUUUAUGUUCUACACCUAUGCAGCAUGCUGCUGAGGCUGGAUAUUACUUGAAAGUGUACUGGCGUCUUGGAGAGAUUGCACUUCUUAGGAGAAAGGAUGCUGAAGGUGCAGCUACAUACCUCCUAUUGGCCCUGGCAGCUGCUAUUGAAAUUGGGAAUGAAGAGUUUCAGUUGGUGAUCACUGAGAAACUGGCUGAAUUGUAUUUGAAAUACUUAAAGGAUAAGGAACAGGCGGAAAUCUUCAUGAAACAGAAAGUACAACUCACUAACAAGACUUAAUAAAGACAUAGAAAAAAGGCAGAAUAGUCAACAUAUUUCAGGUAGAGGACAAUGAGGGAGAAGAUGAAACUAUCACAAAUGAAGCAUUAAAGGGCAACAGUCUGAUCUCCAAAAUCUCCGAAUGUGAAUCGAUUGUCAGAAUCCCUGUAGUAAACGUAAGGCCUGCCUACAGACCUGUUCAACAAAUGUUGCGGUCAUGUGACAUUUCUAUGGACCACACAUUUGUUCCUAGGGACACAGAGGAGGCAGAAUCAACCCUGUAAGAGUCACCUUGCCUGGAGGACAUAUGCAAAGGAACUGUUCAUACAUUAACCAUAAAGCACUUUCACUGUAACAUAAAUAUACGAAUUACGUAUUUUAAAUUGGUAACCUCAAGCCGUCACCAGCACAUGAGAUUUGAAGCCUAACAAUUAGUACCUAGUAAUUUCAGGCUUUUAACUGCAUAAUUAUGUUAGGUUAAUCAUUUGAAC